AGACAUUUCUUCUAUUCAAUCACAUAAUUUCAACACAAAUUGGACACAUUGGGAAAGCCAUUAUAACCCUAUUGCUACUAUAGACAAUGAUUGCUAUGCUGGCAUCAUGGAUAUCCCCAACUAUGAUGAAUG
Molecule: messenger RNA, 132 nt
Organism: Funneliformis geosporum
Lineage: Eukaryota; Fungi; Glomeromycota; Glomeromycetes; Glomerales; Glomeraceae
Source: the annotation of a GenBank genome assembly